Penicillium vulpinum is the source of this 2988-nucleotide messenger RNA. Its product is annotated as La domain family. The record is from RefSeq and is a predicted model, not a curated record. Gene Ontology annotation, biological process: mRNA stabilization; positive regulation of translation. Bases 1 to 2988 code for a protein of 995 amino acids. Gene Ontology annotation, molecular function: RNA cap binding. The transcript is spliced from 3 exons. Gene Ontology annotation, cellular component: cytosol; cytoplasmic stress granule. Lineage: Eukaryota; Fungi; Ascomycota; Eurotiomycetes; Eurotiales; Aspergillaceae.
AUGUCUACGUUUUCGUACGCACAAGCCGCCAAGGGCGUCUCCGGGACACCGAGCCCGUCCAAGACACCAUCAGAAUCCGAGAAGACUGACUCCAAGCCAGAGGAGCAGAUCCCCGCUGAGACUACAACGGAUGACGCACCAGCCCCUACUGAGUCUGAGCCCGUCCAAAAAUCCGAGGUAGUCGCAGAGAAGAGCGAGGAUGAUGAUUUCACCACUGUUACCAACAAGCACUCUAAGACCAAGGCUAUCAACUCUCGAACGUCAAGCCGCACGGGAUCAAAGUCGCGCAAGACAAAGGAGGAUGACUCCAAUACCCCCAACGGCAACGUAGAUGCUACCGCUGAGAAGCAGGCUCCCAGUGAGGGACAGACCGAGAAGGCCGAAGGUGCCGCAGAUAAGUCUGAAAAGUCCGAGGAUUCCGAAAAACCCGCAUCACCACCCAAGGAGCUGAAGGCUGCUCCUCUCCCCUCAGUCAACAUCUGGCAACAGAGACGAGAGGCCCAGGAUGCCAAGGUCAAGACUGUCCCCAAGUCCGCUUCCUCUAGCAAGGCCGCCCCCACCAAGACUGCCUCGACUGUUGAUGAGACUGCGCAAGACUCCAAGGCUGGCUCUAAGAAGAAGGGCGCCGAUGGUGCACAGGAAAGUGCCAAGGAUCGCAAGAAGACCGAUGGAAAAGCACGCGAUGCCGUUCCCUCAGUAGAAGACGCUACCGCAUGGCCCACUCCCCAAGUUGCAAUUGGCGAAGAGAAGAAGAAGGCUCAAGAGAAGACUGAUAAGAGCCCCGUCAUCAGACCCCAUGGAAAGGAAAAAUGGACGCCCGUUCCUUACGUCCCCACUGCUGUUUUCAACACCCCGCUCCCAUCUGCCGGAGGCCGUGGAGGUAGACGCGCCACUCGUGGUGGCCGGGACAGUGGCCGCGGAGCUCACGGUAAUGGAACUGCUGCUACCGACAAGGCUGCCUCUGGACAGGCUGCCCAGGGCACAAAGCCCGCAUCCGGAGAUCGAGGACGCGAGUCUAACACUGGACGUGCCGCUUCUCUUCCCGCACAGUCGAGACGGUCCACAAGCACCGACGCCAGUGCUGCAGCUGAUGCACGCAAGCCUUCCCAGGCACCUGAGCGUAGCCGUGGAGCUCGCAACGGCGAGGAGAACAGCAAGCAGGUCAAUGGCGGAGAGAAUGUCCCCCGCUCUCAGCGUGAGGGCAAGACCUUUGGAAGAAACCAGGAUGCCCGUGCAGGUGAUCGCAACCAGAAGGGUGGAAACUUGGCCGUUGACGCCCAGGCUGCAGCCCGUGGCAACGAGCGUCGCUUCGAGACCGGAUCGAAGUCUGCCGACCCCACCGGUUUCAACGAUUUCAACCGUGAACGCGGAGAGUUCCGAUCUGAGCGUGGAGGCCGUGGAUCUAACCGCGGUCGUGGUGGCGCCUACUCCAACUUCGGCGGCCAGAACGCCCAGUUCAAUGCGUCUAUGUCCAACAACUCAUUCGGUGCGCCCAAGUUUGGCUUCAAUGACCGUCAGCGGUCACAGCAGCAUGGACUCCCCAAUGGAUCUCAACAAGCAAACCGUAUGCCCCUCCGAUCGCCCUCUUUGCCCACUCCUGCAAACAUGUACGGUGUUGUUUAUCCUUUCCCAGGUGAUAUCAACACGAUGUAUGGCUACCCAGCUGUCAACUCGGCCCCGAUGAGCGCUGUUCCCUACCCCCAGCAAUAUGUUGAGCCUUUCUCGCUCAUGAACAUGCUCUCCAUGCAAUUGGAGUACUACUUCUCGGUUGACAACAUGUGCAAGGACAUGUUCCUUCGGAAGCAGAUGGAUUCUCAAGGCUUUGUGCCCCUGAACGUUCUUGCCAGCUUCAAGCGUGUCAAGUCUCUUACUGAGGACUUCGAGCUCCUUCGUCACGUGUCCCGUCAGCUCCGCAGCGUUGAGUGCCAAACUGGUGAGGAUGGUAUCGACCGCUUGCGUCCCAGAGACAAGUGGCAGCAAUGGGUCCUCCCCGUGGAUCAGCGCGAACCUGCCGCCCAGCAUGAUGGUGCCGCCCCUGCUGGAAAGACUGACGAGAACACCCCGGUUUACAACCAGCCCGAGAAUGUGAUCAACGGAUCCGCUCCCCAGUUCGUUCCCAACGGUGUCGCCCAUGAUGUCAAGACUUCACUUUCAUCCACCGCUCCGGAAUUCAUGCCCUCAUUGCUACCCACCGCAGUGAACGAAAUUGCCAAUGUAGGAUACCCCUGGAACCCCCCAGUCUCCCCCGAUGACUCGACCACGUCGUUUUUCUCGUCGUCUUCGUCUUUUCCCGUGGACUAUUCAUUUAUUGACCCUUCUUCCUCAGCGCGCGGACUAGAUUCGCAGUCCGAACCCUCUUUCCCCUCUGAUUUGGAACCGACGGUGGCCCCAGUGAGCAGCUUUGAUACAGAUUACUUUCAAUACCAAGUCGGCGGUGCUGACCGGUUGAUCAACCAGUUUUUUGCUCAAGCGCAUCAACCGGCGUCCAAGUCAAAUAGGAAGGGCCGUUCGUCUACAGAAACGCCAAAUUAUGCCCCCAAAAUUUCCAAUAUGUCCCCCCAAGAAACUUUCGAUGGUCGAAGCCGAUCGGUGGUAACAAGGUAUAGCCUUGGAAUGACCCAGCUCUACCGAUCCUGGUCACUCACCUUGACAAAAAAUUUCGACUCGCAUUUGUACAAUGAAUUUAGGCGUUCAGCCCUUGAUGAUCUUUUGACUCGAAACAUUGACAACGGUUUCAGAGUGCUCAUGGAAUUUUAUCGGAACUGUCUGCUUCAUCCUCGCCCUAUUCCUGACCUUGUGAUGUACGACCUGGUCCAUCUUUCACGAGCUCACGCAUCGCAAUAUCACACCUUCGUCUCCAAUACGAUCCAUGAAACCAUUGCCAGUGGAAAGAUGAAAUCACACAACCGGGGAAGAAUCAGCAAAUAUUUCAAUACCCAGCACGGCAAGAUGGCCGGAGGCAAGAUGGCCAGAGAAAAGUUACCAUGA